AUGUCUCGCCCAUUCAAGCCACGAGAUAUUGCCUGCGCCCGCUGCUUCCGAUUGAAGCGUAAAUGUGACCAUGUGAAGCCCACUUGCGGCGAAUGCCGCCGUAAAGGUGCCGAAUGUCUACCAGCCAGGUCGCGCAAGUCUGGAGAUAGCAUCACCGUCCCGGUCGCAUACCUGAAAGACCUCGAGAGGAGGGUUGCUGAGCUGGAGAACUCUUCUUCUGGGACAAGCAGUGGUGUGGAACUGUGUGAUACUGGCGUACAGACGGAUGCUGCAGUGAAUGAAAGCAAUGAUUUGGACAUGGCAUUGUGUGUGCCGUCGCCGUCGUGGAGAAAUGGGACCGAGGAAGAACACGCACUCGUGCUUUUACCAGGACUGCAGCCUCCGGGCCAGAUUUCUCAACUAUCACCGUUUUCCCAGUCAUCAAUUAUGGAUGCCUUCCUGCAAUUGAACGACGAAUCGUUUGAUUUUCUUCGCAUUGAGAAGGGGCCCACUCUUCCUUUGGCCGGCGAGGACUCCAUUUGGCUCACAGAGCUAUACACAAAUAUAUACUUCUCAAUAUCACAUCGCGAAUGGCCAUUCCUAAACGAGUCUGCUUGGAAGAUCUGGCAUCGCGAGGAGGGCGUAACUGGACAAGCGGAAUGGCAAUGCUUCUUCCUUCGGAUGGUAUAUGCCAUCGGCGCAUGCCUCUGCAGCACAAUGCACCGAGACCCGGCACAUCUGGCUCGUUCGAAGGCGCUUUAUGAUUCUGCAAUGAAUUAUUAUGCACAUGUUAUGGGACAUCCAUCUAUGGUCCUACAAGUUCAGGCGUCCCUGCUCCUGAUCGUCUACGCAUUGCAUUCUCCGUCUUCAGAGGAGAUCGCUACAACUGUCUCCUCAAUUUUACCGUUUUGCAUAACUGCGAUUACACAUCUUCAAAAAUCCGCCCGGACUCAUUGUCACGAUGAAGCAGCCGCAGCUUCUGGCGAGGUCAUGUCAGAGGGCAUGUUCAUCACUUGCUACAUGCUGAAUGAGAUUAUUGCUUCUGGAUGGGAUAGACCUGUGUCUCCUUCAUAUCGAACCGUGGAUGAUGAUUUUUGCAUCCUAGGAGACACGAUUCAAACCCCCUUCCGUACAAAUCCUGCACUGGGCCAUUUGUUCCGAUUGCGAAAAAUCCAACAUAACAUAAGGAGAUCGCUUGAGCAAUCACGUUGGCAGUUAUCCGAGGCAAAAGAUGCUUUCAACUCCUCCCUCAAGUCAGCCUUGGAUAUUUGGAGACAGGACAUACCCCGCUAUGGAAUCUCCAAUGUUCCCUGUGGAUAUUAUCAUCCGAAUUGGAUGAAGAACUUGUACGAUUAUAGUAUUCUGAUUCUGAUGGAAGAGAAGCGAAACUUCCUUGACCAGGAGGGAACGGAAGAGAUUUUCUCAGCGGUUGUGGAAGUUUGUCUGAAAUUCCGUCGAUUGCAGGAGGAAGGACAUGUCAUGUGCUUUACGUGGUCUGCGCUCGUGUUCCAGUUUAGAGCUGCUAUAAUGCUCCUUUAUUUGAUCUGGGCAACAAGACCAAUAAUGAGCAGUCUGGUCUUGCAAGGCCAGAAUGUUUACGACUCACCAGAAGCAAUCGAGGCAUGUACGAAGAACUUUGCAUGCUUUGCAGAUCGCUGGGAGGACGCCAUGCCAUACUCGAAAUUGUACCAAUACUUGCACCAGAAGAUCCUGCAGAGUACCGGGGUAAUAGGAAUGGACACUGAUCUUCCUACUCUGGCAGAGGCAGAGGCUCACUUGGAUCAACUGAAGGAGAAUUACCUGCACCGAGCUAUUCUAGGGAUGAUAGAGGAUAUUAUGUAUGGGGGAUUCGUGCAAUGUGAAGUGAUACCCGAUCUCCUUGUGACAGACAUGGAAUGA
This is a messenger RNA of Penicillium canariense, 1878 nucleotides long. RefSeq lists its product as uncharacterized. Bases 1 to 1878 code for a protein of 625 amino acids. The record is from RefSeq and is a predicted model, not a curated record. The transcript is spliced from 3 exons. Gene Ontology annotation, molecular function: zinc ion binding; sequence-specific DNA binding; DNA-binding transcription factor activity, RNA polymerase II-specific. Gene Ontology annotation, biological process: positive regulation of transcription by RNA polymerase II. Lineage: Eukaryota; Fungi; Ascomycota; Eurotiomycetes; Eurotiales; Aspergillaceae.